Messenger RNA from Gongylonema pulchrum, 219 nucleotides. The record is from the annotation of a GenBank genome assembly. Lineage: Eukaryota; Metazoa; Nematoda; Chromadorea; Rhabditida; Gongylonematidae.
AUGGAAUUUACAACAAAUGCGAUGGCGAUAACGAUGACGAUAAGGAAGAAGACGACGACGAUGAUGGGGCGACCAACAUUUAACCUCGAAGGCGAUAAGAAUCAGCGGAACUGGUCGCUGGUGUGGUCCACCGCAAUUGUCUCGUCUCGGUUUAUUUGCUUUGCGAAUUGCAGCAGCCAUUGCAGGCACGUGUACCGCGUUGCUGUUCAUUCUUUUUAA